This is a messenger RNA of Sinocyclocheilus grahami, 1101 nucleotides long. RefSeq names its product transmembrane protein 116-like. Gene Ontology annotation, molecular function: G protein-coupled receptor activity. Bases 43 to 1101 code for a protein of 352 amino acids. Gene Ontology annotation, cellular component: plasma membrane. The transcript is spliced from 12 exons. The record is from RefSeq and is a predicted model, not a curated record. NCBI's taxonomy places the organism in Eukaryota, Metazoa, Chordata, Actinopteri, Cypriniformes, Cyprinidae. Gene Ontology annotation, biological process: adenylate cyclase-activating G protein-coupled receptor signaling pathway.
ACAACGAGCUGGCAUGUAGCUCACGGCAUACAUCUCUUCAUCAUGAAUUCAAGCGGUGCAUUAUCAGAUGAUGAAGAAAAGAUUACUGUGUUGUCUUGGAUCUACGUCUCGACUUUGAGUUUAAGUCUGAUAGGUAGUUGCUCUGUCGUGGUGGUUUCCAUCAUAAAGAGAAGGCAUCUCAAUGAACAGGCAAAGCCUCUUCUUCAGCUGGCGCUGGCAGAUUUCCUGGCAUCACUUGUGUUGAUGAUCACCGCCAUAAUUAAUUUACCCAAUGAAAUUUGGCCGUUCAGUGAAAAGAUGUGCAACCUUGGAUUGCCUUUGUCUUUGGCCUUCUACUGCGUCUCGUUUCUGCUUGUCAUCAUUUAUGCCUGUGAGUCAGCACAUGCGUUUCAAGGAUGGAGGGAAAAACCAGUGCAGGAAGCUUUUGAAACCCAGUUAACACAGUUAUCACGCAGAAGGAGGAGGUUUUGUCUGACAUAUGUUAUUGCAUGGCUUGUACCAAUAAUUGGAUACUUCAUCUAUAUUCGUACCGUCAGUUAUAUGGAAGCUACUAUUACGCCAGCAGAGAUACCAACACUGACAACCGUCAGCAGCGGACCCACUGCCAGGUUCUGCAACAGCUGCAUUCUCUUCCUGCAUCCCACAAAUGAUUCCUGCAUAACAGUGGAUCCAGGUCAUGCUGAGUUCAUUCAAAUUUUCACAUUGAGCAGUGUGUUGAUCGUCAUCAUCAUCUGCACAGUGGUCUACUGUAAGUUAGAGAGCUCUUAUAGGCAUUAUGAGAACACAAGCAUGAUCACAAUGACACAGAGACAUCCAGGUGGGAUUUGGUCCUCAGCUCGAUACAUGAUCCUUGUUGUCAUAUUCUGCUGGGCACCAGCGCUGCUUCUCAUAUGUCUGUCUUUCACACAACUUAAGAUAAAACAUCUCUUCCCUCUCUAUGUCACUCAGGCGCUGUCAGUGUCACUCCAGGGUUUUCUGAACAGUAUUGUGUACGCAUGGAGACGACGCAAUUUCAGAGACGCCGUGCUUGGGGAACGUCUGCCUCUCAUGGCCUACUCUAACAGAGCCUUCUUUGACCAAUCAUUAAAUGAGCCAUCAUGA